CAGAACCAGCGGACAGCUCCUCUGCAGCAGCAGCUCUACUAGCAGUAGAACUAGUUACAGUAGAACUAGUUACAGUAGAACUAGUAGAACUAGUAUAACUAGCAGUGAUCAUGGCUCUGGAACUUUAUCUGGACCUUUUCUCUCAGCCAUGUCGCUCCGUUUAUAUGUUUGCAAAGAAGAACCAGAUUCCCUUCGAGUUCCAGAAGAUUUCUCUGAUGGAAGGUGAGCAGCAUGGAGAUCAGUUUGGGAAGAUCAGCAAAAUCAAAAAAGUUCCUGCAAUGCGAGAUGGAGACUUCUGCCUGGGUGAAAGCAUCCCCAUCAUGCUCUAUCUGGCUGAGAAGUUCCAGACUCCAGACUUCUGGUACCCGGCCGACCUCCAGCGCCGCGCUCAGAUCAACGAGUACCUGUCCUGGCAGCACACGGGCAUCCGGAUGUACGGGUCCAAGAUGUUCUGGCUGCGGCUUAUGCUUCCUAAGGUAAUGGGUGUGGAAGUUCCAAAGGAGAAGAUGGAUGGAGCCCUGGAGGACCUGAACAACGCUCUGAACCUGAUCGAAGAGAAGUUCCUCCAGGACCAGCCGUUCAUCGGCGGAGACCACAUGUCUCUGGCCGACCUGGUGGCCAUCGUGGAGAUCAUGCAGCCGCUGGGAGCUGGUCUGGAUGUUUUUGAUGGGAGAACCAAGCUGAGCGCCUGGCGGGACAGAGUCCAGGCCUUCAUGGGGAAGGAGCUGUUUGACGAGGCCCACCAGCUCAUCCUGGGGGCUCAGGAGAGCAUGAAGCAGCUGGAUCCCAGCAAACUGGAGCACCUCAAGCCCAGAGUCAUCAGGUUGUUCCUCUGAGCAGGACGCUGCGAUUUAAACCCCAAUAAAACUACAGCAGCUCUUCAGUCUUUAUAGAAAAGCUUCAUCUCUGUUUCAGUUUGUUUCCUAAAAGCUUCUGUUUUCUCUGUUGGAUAAAAGCCGGCGUCGAGGGACCGAUUAUAUAACCCAGGAAUGUGAAAUGUGGCGCCUCUCUGUGGCGGUUUAUUAGCUAAUCGAAUUCAGCUGCUUUUUCUAACCAGGCUGAUUCAAUCUGUGGUCAAUUUGCUCCUUUAAUAAACUUUGCCUCCGUUUAACAGCUUGGA
Molecule: messenger RNA, 1120 nt
Organism: Cyprinodon tularosa
Lineage: Eukaryota; Metazoa; Chordata; Actinopteri; Cyprinodontiformes; Cyprinodontidae
Gene: gstt1b
Product: glutathione S-transferase theta 1b
Exons: 5
Coding region: 111-836 (241 amino acids)
Biological process (GO): glutathione metabolic process
Cellular component (GO): cytoplasm
Molecular function (GO): glutathione transferase activity
Source: RefSeq, a predicted model, not a curated record